AUGGCCACCCACCGAUUCGACCCCGACUUCACCGACAAUGUCGUCAACGCCAUGGGCCCCAAGACCAACCCCCGGUUCCGCCAGCUUAUGACCAGCCUAAUCCGCCAUGUCCAUGACUUCGCGCGCGAGAACGAGGUCACGGUCGACGAAUGGAUGGCCGGUGUCCAGUUGAUGAACUGGGCCGGUCAAAUGAGCAACGACAAGCGGAACGAGGGACAGCUAGUCUGUGACGUGAUCGGUUUGGAA
Aspergillus bombycis is the source of this 246-nucleotide messenger RNA. Its product is annotated as catechol 1. Gene Ontology annotation, biological process: catechol-containing compound metabolic process. Lineage: Eukaryota; Fungi; Ascomycota; Eurotiomycetes; Eurotiales; Aspergillaceae. The annotation marks the transcript as partial. The record is from RefSeq and is a predicted model, not a curated record. Gene Ontology annotation, molecular function: catechol 1,2-dioxygenase activity; iron ion binding. The transcript has a single exon.